Messenger RNA from Aphanomyces invadans, 651 nucleotides. RefSeq lists its product as hypothetical. Bases 104 to 586 code for a protein of 160 amino acids. The record is from RefSeq and is a predicted model, not a curated record. NCBI's taxonomy places the organism in Eukaryota, Oomycota, Saprolegniomycetes, Saprolegniales, Verrucalvaceae. The transcript has a single exon.
CGGUUGCGAGCGAAAUUCCGCGAAAUUGCAAGUAUCGCGGGCCUUCUCACCCACAGGAGCAGGAGGCACGGAACGAUCGCCACGAUGCAGUCGCCCGUCAUGCAUGCAAGAAGGAACGAAGAAAUGCAGUCGGUGCCGCGAGCAGCGCUACUGCUCCCGUGAAUGCCAACAGCGUGACUGGAAAUCCCACAAGCGCAUGUGUGGCAAACCAGUUUCCCCGUUUGUCGAGUGGCACGUUGACCUGUCACGAGAACGCGUGUAUGAACGCUUCGUGGUCAGCUUUCAAUUGCGUGUCGAGGACGAAUACGUGCUCGCUGGCAACUUGGUUGGCGAGUACGGCGAACAGGCAGGCGACGAGCCUUGUGCGCCGCAGUUCCAACGGUACUUGGAGCGUGCCAAAGCCAAGAAGGUCUUUCCACCCGACUGGACGAGCGACGACGACCGCAAGUUGAUGGAAGUAGCAGGACAACAUAUCCAUUUCGCAGUUGAAAAGCACGACGUCAUGGAGAAAUACGGAAACUUGGAACCGAUGGUCGUGCGGUUGCUUGCCGAGCACAUCCUCGGCCCCGUUGGCACGUGGGUCUAGGUCAUCCAUCAAAGAAAUCAAAAUCCUCGUGGGGUUGGGACGUGCAGCGACUGCGGUUUUGAUUG